Messenger RNA from Cetraspora pellucida, 1659 nucleotides. NCBI's taxonomy places the organism in Eukaryota, Fungi, Glomeromycota, Glomeromycetes, Diversisporales, Gigasporaceae. The record is from the annotation of a GenBank genome assembly.
AUGAGUUUAGAAAAACUUUUACCUUGGCGAGCAACAAAGCAAAAUAUACUGCCCUCGUCUUCAGCUUCGCACGCAAAAGCUGCUACUAUACCUUCGGAAUUGAUCUUACAGAUUUUUAAAUAUGUAACAUCUACUGCUGACCUUAAGUCUUGCAUUUUAGUGUGCAAAUCAUGGUGCCGGUGUGGAAUUGAAUUGUUAUGGCAUAAGCCAGUUUUCACUAGCAAUGCAUCCCUUAUUAAACUGCUGAUUACCUUAUCACGUAGUACUCAAACAUUUCAAUAUUCUCUUCUCAUCCGUCGUCUUAAUUUUUCUUUUUUGGGAGAGGAUAUUAGCGAUCAAAUUCUUGCUCGAUUGAGCUCCUGUGAAAGAUUAGAGAGGCUAACUCUUGGAGGUUGUAGAAGGUUGACAGAUAUAGGGCUUUUGAAAUUGCUAGAAAAGUCCGAUGGUCUAGUGGCUUUAGACGUAUCAGACAUUGAAAAUCUGACUGAUUCGGUAAUAGAACUAGUUGGUGAACGAUGUCGACGAUUACAAGGUUUGAAUGUGAGUUUGUGCAAAAAAAUUUCUGAUAAGAGCAUUAUGGUGGUAGCUUCAAAAUGCAGAAGUUUAAGGAGGAUUAAGCUUAGCCAUUGCGAAAAUAUUACCGAUGAAUCUGUUGUUGUUUUGGCUAAAAACUGUCCACACCUGUUAGAAUUAGAUCUUACCAAUUGUAACCAAAUAACCAAUAAAGCAAUCAAACCGGUUUUCGAAAAUUGCACACAAUUACGAGAACUCCGACUUGCCUGCUGUGCACAUCUCACCGAUGAAUCAUUUACAAGAACAGCGCCAUCGUUAUUCGAACAACUACGAGUGUUGGACCUUACAUCAUGUAAUCUUAUAACCGACCAGACACUUUUCAAGAUUGUCAAUAGCGCACCUAAAUUACGCAAUCUCGUGUUGGCCAAAUGCGUCAAUAUCACGGAUGAAGGAGUAUAUCAUAUUACUCGGUUGGGCAAACAUUUGCACUAUCUUCACCUAGGCCAUUGUUAUCGUAUUACAGAUCAUUCAAUAACUCACUUGGCUCGUCAUUGUACUCGUCUACGAUAUCUUGAUUUGGCAUGUUGCAACCAACUUACUGAUGCAUCAGUUUUUGAACUUUCUAACUUACCAAAAUUGCGUCGAAUUGGAUUGGUGAAAUGCGCUCUCAUCACAGAUCAGGCUAUUUUUGCUCUAAUCGAAAAUCGUGUUGUAGCCCAUACCCUCGAACGCGUGCAUCUGUCGUAUUGUGUUAACCUUACGAUCAACGCAGUGUUAGAUCUAAUUAACUUUUGUUAUCGAUUGACACAUUUAUCUCUUACCGGUGUUCAUGCAUUUCUACGUCCGGAUGUUCAACGCUUUUGUAGGCCACCGCCUAAAGAAUUCACCCCUCAUCAGAGACAAGUGUUUUGUGUUUUCAGUGGCAAAGGUGUAAAAGAUCUGAGAGCAUAUCUGAAUAAUACGCUUAUUGGACAACAAAGAGGUCGCAUCACUGGUGGAGUAGGCAAUGUGGAGGACCAAGUUGUGCAGCAACCCAUAACGGCUGGUGCUGAUAUUGAAGAUUCUGUGAUAUCUGAGGCAGAAGGUGUUGGUGGUGACAUAUCCGAAGGCGGAGAAGGCGAUAACGAUACAGGACGUGAAAAUUGA